Paramecium octaurelia is the source of this 478-nucleotide messenger RNA. Lineage: Eukaryota; Ciliophora; Oligohymenophorea; Peniculida; Parameciidae. The record is from the annotation of a GenBank genome assembly.
AUGAGGAAAGACGGUUUAAAUAUAUCAAAAGUUGCUUCAGAUCUCAUUCUGGCUUAUAAAUAAUUGACAAGUUAAUAUGCUGAAAUAGUGGUAUCUCCUAAAUAUGAGAAAACUGCAUUGUAUUUUCCUUAAUCACGUAAACUACUUAUUUUAAACUUCUCAGCUAUUGAAGAAUAAAUUGAGGAAGAAAAUCAACAGGACAGUCCUAGAAAACAUGUUAUUGAGAACGAAGAUGAUUAUUUGAAAGAAAUUAGUGAAUUAAGAAAAAUUGUAGAAUAAAGUAAAACUAUUGAAUAAUUAAGUGAGAAUGAAGUAUAUGAACAUACCAGAAAAGUAUUUCUCAUAGCCAUUAGAAUCCACGAAUAAAAACAAUCACUAUUAUACUUCAACUCCGCCUAAAAAAAAUACUAAAAAGCAGAUAGUAAUUUCAAAAUACUAAACCGAUUUCUUAAGGCAAUAAUAUGGGAAAAUAUAAUGA